Molecule: messenger RNA, 927 nt
Organism: Procambarus clarkii (red swamp crayfish)
Lineage: Eukaryota; Metazoa; Arthropoda; Malacostraca; Decapoda; Cambaridae
Product: sperm acrosomal protein FSA-ACR.1-like
Source: RefSeq, a predicted model, not a curated record
AUGAACGAGAUAUCUUCUCCUGCAUUAUCAUUCGCCUGUAACACUGAACGUCCUGGGAAGAACAGCAGCUCUCAGCUCCGUCCUGGGAAGAACAGCGGCUCUCAGCUCCGUCCUGGGAAGAACAGCAGCUCUGAGCACCGUCCUGGGAAGAACAGCAGCUCUGAGCACCGUCCUGGGAAGAACAGCAGCUCUGAGCUCCGUCCUGGGAAGAACAGCAGCUCUCAGCUCCGUCCUGGGAAGAACAGCGGCUCUGAGCACCAUCCUGGGAAGAACAGCAGCUCUCAGCUCCGUCCUGGGAAGAACAGCGGCUCUGAGCUCCGUCCUGGGAAGAACAGCAGCUCUGAGCUCCGUCCUGGGGGGAACAGCAGCUCUGAGCACCGUUCUGGGAAGAACAGCAGCUCUGAGCACCGUCCUGGGAAGAACAGCGGCUCUGAGCACCUUCCUGGGAAGAACAGCGGCUCUGAGCUCCGUCCUGGGAAGAACAGCAGCUCUGAGCACCGUCCUGGGAGGAACAGCAGCUCUGAGCACCGUCCUGGGAAGAACAGCAGCUCUGAGCACCGUCCUGGGAGGAACAGCAGCUCUGAGCUCCGUCCUGGGAAGAACAGCAGCUCUGAGCACCGUCCUGGGAGGAACAGCAGCUCUGAGCUCCGUCCUGGGAAGAACAGCAGCUCUGAACACCGUCCUGGGAAGAACAGCAGCUCUGAGCUCCAUCCUGGGAAGAACAGCAGCUCUGAGCUCCGUCCUGGGAGGAACAGCAGCUCUGAGCACCGUCCUGGGAAGAACAGCGGCUCUGAGCUCCGUCCUGGGAAGAACAGCAGCUCUGAACACCGUCCUGGGAAGAACAGCGGCUCUGAGCUCCGACCUGGGAAGAACAGCGGCUCUGAGCUCCGUCCUGGGAAGAACAGCGGCUCUGUGGAGGUACUCUGA